CUUCUUCCACGGCGGUCAAGAGAGAGAGGCGCAAACGAAGAAGAGAAAGAAGGAAGAGGAAGAAGAAAAAACUUUGUGUGCUAUAGCUUGAGAUUCGCUCGCUCGAAAUUUCCGCUGGUGCGCCUCGCGUUUAAAGAAAUCACUCUUUCCUCCCUUUGGAAAUUGGAAGAAAGGCGUCGAUUUUCUUGGGGAUCUCGAUGGUUUUGGCGUCCGGUGGGAGCUCACAUUGCGAGGAAUUCGAUUUGGUGUGGCGGAGGAGUUGUGAUCGGCGGCGAGGAAAUCUAGCGUGAGAGUUGCUGCCGAGCGAUCCAGAGAGUAGUAUAAGGGAGAUGGGGCGAGCUCCCUGUUGUGACAAAGCGGGGCUCAAGAAGGGGCCGUGGACGCCCGAGGAGGAUCAAAAGCUCGUGGCUUACAUCCAGAGGCACGGGCAUGGGAGCUGGCGAGCAUUGCCCAAGAAUGCUGGGCUCCUGCGAUGUGGGAAGAGCUGCCGGUUGCGAUGGACGAAUUACCUCCGCCCGGACAUCAAGCGCGGGCGAUUCUCGGUCGAGGAGGAGGAGAUGAUCAUCCGGCUCCACGCGAUUCUCGGCAACAGGUGGUCUGCGAUUGCCGGGCAUCUCCCAGGAAGAACAGACAACGAGAUCAAGAACUACUGGAACACCCACCUCAAGAAGCGAUUGCUCCAGAUGGGCAUCGAUCCGGUCACGCACAAGGCGGCAGCCGCGGCGCGCAUUGGAAUGGGGAUCAUGGAGCACUGCCUCUUGGAUCAUCACCACGCCACCCUCUUCUCCAAGCCCGCGAGCUUCCUCUUCUCCUCCCACCUCUCCGCGGCCAAUUCCACCUCCUCCUCCACCUCCUCGGCCAACUCCUCGUCACACAUGGCACAGUGGGAGAUCGCGCGCCAGGAGGCCGAGGCGCGCCUCGCCCGCGAUUACAUCCGCCUCGCCCAGCAGCAGCAGCAAUCGCAAGGCCAGAGCGACGACCACGAGCUCCACCAGCAUUUGUGGACGAUGCCAGCGCUAGAUCACGGGAAUUCCUCGCCAUCCUCGCAGCUCCAGAGCUCGGAUCUGGCCUCGCAGCUCCAAUUCCAGUUGCAGCUCCAGCAAUUCCACCACAAUCACGCGUCCCCGACCUCGACGCUGUGGUCUCCGGAGGGAUCCGCGAGCCCGCCCAGCUCCACCACUACUCUGUUCGCCCCGGAUCAAUCCGUGGAUAGCAGCGGCUUCUUCUGCUGGAAUCACGCGCCCAAGCGCGAGGUGGAGGGCAGCGACGAGAUCCUGGCUGGGAUGGGAGGAAUUCUCCCGGGUUUGUCCUCGGUGGUGAGCCCUGCCAGUGGGUUGGGCGAGGUGUUUGAUCCUCUCACGGAUUGCGAGCUCCAAGACCACAAGCAGGAGACUCUGGCCGUGCUCGAGUGGCCCGAUGCCGGCCCAUCGCACAGCAAAGAUUACUGGAGCAACGUCUUGAAGCUGGUCGGAUCAUCGUGAUCCAUCACACCAACCAUGGUUUUUCUUUCUUU
Molecule: messenger RNA, 1513 nt
Organism: Selaginella moellendorffii
Lineage: Eukaryota; Viridiplantae; Streptophyta; Lycopodiopsida; Selaginellales; Selaginellaceae
Product: transcription factor MYB4
Exons: 3
Coding region: 330-1481 (383 amino acids)
Source: RefSeq, a predicted model, not a curated record